ACAGAUGUGUGGUAACUAUAUAAACACAGCGCCCUUUGAAGAGAUAGAUUGGAGACGUGAUGAAGUUUAUUAGUAGGAGAAACACGAUGAUUCAAAAAUGCGGACGUAAUUCUGAUCUCCUGUUUUACGCAGUUGGAUGGAAGUCGAUAAUGUAUUAUGCAAGUCAUAGGCUGUUGGAAUGUGGUAGGAGGUAUCGCAAAAAAGAGAAAGCAGAAUACACUCCUUCAGAGUUUAGCGGGUCGCGUUAUAUCUACUUGGAAGGACGUGGAAGGUAAGCGUGAAGCAAAAAUUCACAAGACAACAUGCAAGAUGAAUUUGUUAACAUCGGUGCCACGCCAACACACAUUGCUACAUGGGGUAUCGGAAAAAAGGAAGAAAUACAAAAUUGUGAAGAACUGGUAGUUCUUAUUCCAGGAAACCCUGGUUUGAUUGGUUAUUAUAAAGAAUUUUUAGAUACCGUUUAUAAGAAUCUGAAAAUGCCGCUGUGUGUGAUAUCACAUGCAGGACACGAAUUACCAACGGGCAGUGUUACUGCAGUUGACGGACAGCAGUCUUAUGAUCUUGAUUUUCAGACUCAACAUAAAAUAGAAUUUAUAAACAAAUAUGUACCAAGCAACAUCAGGUUGUAUCUUGUUGGCCAUUCUAUCGGGUGUAAAAUUAUACUGAAUAUGUUGAAAAAUGAAGACAUAGACAAGCGGGUGGUUAAGUGCUAUCUUUUAUUCCCUACAGUUGAGCGAAUGGCGGAGUCACCCAAUGGAAAAUUCUUAACAAAAUUUGUACUCCCUAUAGUACCCAUAAUAUUGUUCUUAUCAUGGAUAUUCACUUUGUUCCCCAGUAAGAUACAGUACUGUCUACUGUACUUGUAUUUUUUAAUUCGUGGUUCAGGAAGUGAUGCUUCUGAUGUUACCAGACAAUUAAUUAAUCCACAGAUAUUGAGAAAUGUUUUUUCCCUAGCUGAUGAUGAAAUGAAUACAGUGCAAGAACUUGAUCACCAUGUAGUAGACUUGCACAAAGAUAAGCUGUUUUUCUACUAUGGUGCAACAGAUAACUGGACACCUGUUAGUUAUUUUGAACAGUUGUUAAAACUUCACCCAAAUGUAAAAGCACAGUUAUGUAGUAAUAAUUUUGAACACGCUUUUGUGUUAUCAUCAGCAAAUGAGGUGGGAAUGUAUGUAUCUGAAUUGAUAAAAUCUGACAAACUAAAAUGUAGUGGCAUAUAGUAAAAUACUUUUUUGGAGAUUAUAGAUGGCAUAUUUGCUGGGACUAGUGUAGCAGGGGAUACAACCCGUCGGCUUUGGACAAUGUCACAAGUCGCCAAACGAGAAGCGAUUCUUCUUAGUGUUGUAGCUCCCUUCAGUAGCUGAUAAGUGUUUUUUUGGCUUUUUAAAAAAAAAAAUCUCACAAGAUAGAAUAAACAGAUCCACUUUAUUAAGCAAUCAGUAAAAAAACGAAACUGAAACAUAACAGCAAAAGCGAAAAUGGUAAACUGCUCUCUGGCGACUUGUGACGUCAUUGUCCAAAGCUGACGGGUUGUAUCCCCUGCUACACUAGACCCUAUUUGCUUAACAGAAUUAGCACUGCAAGGAUUUACUCAAGUCACUGUAAAAUAUAUGUACAAUGGUACACAUUAUAUUCAUUGCACUUGUACCAAGAAACACUACUGGAAGUAGGAUAAAGAAAGCAAUAAAUUAUUGGUGCUGCACCAGUUUAGGACUGAUUUAUGUUUACUUGUAGCUCAUAUUUUGUUUUUAUUCAUUCUCCCAAUUUUGUGUUUUGCCUUGCCAAGUCUCUGUAUUCACAGAAGCUCCACAAUAUUGUAAUUUUUUCCCCAAGUGUGAAUUUUUUUCAACUAUCCAUUUUAUCACAGAAAAAUUAACUUCUGACAUUGUAGUCAUUGAAAGAAUGUUGGCCAUGUAUUUUUUUUUUCGUUAAGUUACAUCAAUAUUUGUACAUUAAUGCAGAUAUCCUCAGAUCUUUGUCCUAGAGAUGUGAAAUUAUAGUGAGUUUUGUAUUUUGGUAACUUAAUCAUGUAGAUGGAUUGUAUCACUGUUGUGAGUAUUUGUAAGACUAGACUAUUUUGUACUUUUUAUGUUUAGCAAAUAUAUUUUUAUAGUUUUGUGAGGAUAAGUCUACAUUAUUAUAAAGAUUACCAAUUGGUAUCAUAUUGGAUUGGACAUAAGUAAUUUUUAUCCAGUUUUAACCACACAGUGCCAUAGUUGUACUGUUGAGUAUCAAUUUUCGGAGGAUAUUUUGUAUGGUUCAUAAUAAAAAACAUUAUUUUAGAAAAUAAUUUGCUAUAGAAGUAAAUUAAGAUGGAAAAAACCUUGGGUUACUUGCUUGUCACAAGAGUUGUGAGGCUGGAGAAAAUAAGCAAACAAGUAAGAUUUCCAAACAGAAUCAAAUGCCUAGAUGCUAGUACUCCAUAAAGAGGAAUGAGCACUAAAAAUGAGAAAAGAUGGAGGGGAACAAAGAGACAUUAUUGUAAUUUGUUCACAGCAUCCUGGAUGAGGACUCCAUAGUUCUGGAUUGGCCAAAACUAAUAGAAAUCAGUUGGCUUUGGUUCUGAUUGUUUAGUGUGUGGCUGCUGCCAACAUUGGCGAUAUAACAAUGCAGUACCUGUAUGUACCAUAACAGUUACAAAGUGAUAAUUGUGGCAUUCCAUGUGAAACCAGUAAAUUCACGUGUAGUGCCAGACCUGUGUGAGGAAAACACAACAUGUUUCCCCUGCACCCCCCCCCCCCCCCCACACCCUCA
This is a messenger RNA of Schistocerca serialis cubense, 2754 nucleotides long. RefSeq names its product lipid droplet-associated hydrolase-like. Lineage: Eukaryota; Metazoa; Arthropoda; Insecta; Orthoptera; Acrididae. The coding region runs from base 303 to 1220 and encodes 305 amino acids. Gene Ontology annotation, cellular component: lipid droplet. The record is from RefSeq and is a predicted model, not a curated record. Gene Ontology annotation, biological process: lipid storage. The transcript has a single exon. Gene Ontology annotation, molecular function: lipase activity.